Penicillium soppii is the source of this 939-nucleotide messenger RNA. RefSeq names its product Ribosomal protein S5 domain 2-type fold subgroup. The record is from RefSeq and is a predicted model, not a curated record. Lineage: Eukaryota; Fungi; Ascomycota; Eurotiomycetes; Eurotiales; Aspergillaceae. Gene Ontology annotation, biological process: terpenoid biosynthetic process. The coding region runs from base 1 to 939 and encodes 312 amino acids. The transcript has a single exon. Gene Ontology annotation, molecular function: 4-(cytidine 5'-diphospho)-2-C-methyl-D-erythritol kinase activity; ATP binding.
AUGGCGAUCCCCCUAAGCUCGAUUUCUCUUCAAGUCCCCGCAAAGCUGAACCCACAGCUCCGGGUCGGGCCUCUUCGGGAAGAUAGAUAUCACGAUAUCACACUCGUCUAUCAGGCCAUAUCGCUCUAUGAUAGUUUAACCAUCUCUUCUGAUUGCAAAGGCCCUACAAUCACCAUCACAGGCGUCGAAAGUGAUCAGAUCCCAACAGACGACCGGAAUCUAGUCCUCAGAGCGGCCAAAGCUCUGGGAGACCAUUUAGGCAUUGAACCGCGCGUUCAUUUUGAUCUGAUUAAGGCGAUACCCACACAAGCCGGGUUGGGUGGUGGGAGUGCCGAUGCAGCAGCUGCGCUUGUCGGAUGCAAUAAGCUUUGGCAAUCAGAGGUAUCCGACGAUGAUCUCAUGGAACUAGGCGCGAAGCUGGGGGAAGAUGUACCGUUUUUCAUCAAAGGCAUGAUGGCCCUUGGACUGGGACACAAGAAGCCGCUGGUUAGCGUGGAGACGAGUUCAAUUACGUGGAACUGGGUGCUAGGUGUGCCUGCUGCGGGUCUUUCGACGAAAGCGGUGUUCGACAGAUACGAUACCAUACUGGCUCGGUGCCCGUCUGCCGAGGACGUCUAUUUAAAAAAUCGGCAGGAUUGCCUUGAAGUUCCUUGGGGUACAUGUCCUCCGGAAGACCUGGUAUCCGCGCUUGCGAACGAUCUUGAAGGUCCGUCUACGCAGAUGUUGCCAGAGAUUGAAAUUGCGCUGGGGGCUGGAAAGACUGCUGGUGCCGUUGCUAGCCUCAUGAGUGGCUCGGGGUCAACAUGCGCGUUUCUAGCGAGAGAUGAAGCCCAUGCGAGGGACCUACAAGUUCAAUUGCAAAAAGAGAGUGUGUUCAAGGAAGUCCUGAUAGCCUCGGGACCAGUGGAGGGAGUGCGGGUGCUGUCAGAAAUGAGGUGA